AUGGAUAAACUCAGGCUCAUUUUCCCUCCUGCUGACUCUGCUUUUAUAGCCUUGCCGCUGUGGCGUCUGAUCAAGCUCUUUGCAUCGGAGGCAUAUUCCCCUGCUUUGUUCGGAAGCACGAUUUUGGGAUAUGUUAUUUAUGAUCUGACUCAUUAUUAUCUACACUAUGGAAAACGAUUGAAAGGCAUUUCUCAUGAACUCAAGACGGCGUUCUGCCUCCCCGUCAAGGUGCGGUCGUUUCUUCGCGGCUGCGACGGCGAGGACGGCUGGAGAUCGAUCGCCGACGCUAGGGCUGCAGCGGAUCGCGACUUUCCUCGACCUGGUGCGGCUGAGACUUGUGGCAUCUCGAACGGCUCUCCGACGCGGUGCUGUUCGUAUGUGGGGCCAUCGCCGGUGGUCUCGUCAACGGGAGAAAAGUGUUCGCGAUGGGCUGCUCGGAGGCUAUCUCAAACAAAUUUACCCGACUCAGAUGUUUCAGGCUGUUACUUUUNUUUCGUUGGUGUUGUUUUGAGGAAGCUUGUGAAUCUUGAGCUGAAAUUGGGAUGUCUCGUCGAAAAUAAGUGUUAUUUGCCUCUUUUCAUUCAUAAAGUUGUGGAAAACAGAAGCACUUCAGAUAUGAAUCUAGGUUGUGAUUGUGGUUUGUUUCUCACGGAAUGUGCAUUUCCGAAUUUUGCAUCUUCAUACUUUGCUGAUACCAAGAUGGUAGUUCAGGGCUUUACUGUCGAUCUAAAUAAACCUCUUGUCUUCCAGGUUGGCCAUCUUGGUGAAGAAUAUCAGGAUUGGGUUCAUCAGCCAAUUGUUAGCAAGGAAGGCCCUCGAUUCUUCGAAAGUGAUUUCUGGGAGUUUUUGACUCGUACUCAAUGGUGGGUCAUCCCUCUUAUCUGGCUGCCAGUUGUUAGCUGGUUCAUUUCAAAAUCCGUUAGUUUGGGCCACACAAUACCUCAAGUUGUAGUAAUUGCUGCUCUUGGCAUUCUUGUCUGGACUCUGGCUGAAUAUACACUGCACCGAUUCCUUUUCCACAUUAAAACAAAGAGUUACUGGGGAAACACAGUUCAUUAUCUUCUCCACGGCUGUCAUCAUAAGCACCCAAUGGAUGGUCUACGUCUCGUUUUUCCCCCUGCUGCUACUGCUGUUCUUUUAUAUCCCUUUUGGAAUUUGAUAAAAUUAAUAUCUACUCCCACCACGGCACCUGCAUUAUUUGGUGGUGGUUUGCUCGGUUAUGUGAUGUAUGAUGUCACUCAUUAUUAUGUGCACCAUGGGCAGCCCACCAGUGAAAUUCCCAAGGGCCUCAAGAAAUAUCAUUUAAAUCAUCAUUUCCGGGUUCAGAACAAAGGAUACGGUAUCACAUCGUCCCUUUGGGAUUGGGUGUUCGGAACCUUACCUCCAUCAAAACUGGGUAAAAAGAGUAGAUGAUUUUAUCGGCCCGUUAUUGUUAAUGUUUUACGGUAACUGUCAAAUUUGACGAUUGGAAAAGCGAGUCGCCUCCAGAUUUCUUCACGCCAUCCUUUGUAGUAGUAGUAAUGUAGUAUUAUUUAUUUAUGCUUCUGGGAAAAACACAAGACGAUAUAUGAUUUCUUGGAUCUGAUAUUCAUUUCUUAGUUUGUGUAAUUUUUUAUGGAGUUGGUAGCUGGAUUUUUCCUUUUUAGGUGCAUAUCUAGCAACUUGUAUAAUGUAAACAGUUUUUGCGAAUUGCAUUUGUUUUCAGUGAAUGUGUUCUAUUUUCUGGGAAAAAACACUGAAGAACAAAAACUCAUGGAGAUAUCAUUUUUCAGUAAAUGAUGUCUCAUGUCUGUGUACUUAGUUAAUUAUCACUUCUGUAUAUAUAAUUAUUUUCAUUUUGAGUUUCAAA
Striga asiatica is the source of this 1849-nucleotide messenger RNA. The record is from the annotation of a GenBank genome assembly. NCBI's taxonomy places the organism in Eukaryota, Viridiplantae, Streptophyta, Magnoliopsida, Lamiales, Orobanchaceae.